Messenger RNA from Dunckerocampus dactyliophorus (ringed pipefish), 4495 nucleotides. RefSeq names its product vesicle amine transport 1-like (gene vat1l). The coding region runs from base 231 to 1472 and encodes 413 amino acids. The transcript has 9 exons. Lineage: Eukaryota; Metazoa; Chordata; Actinopteri; Syngnathiformes; Syngnathidae. Gene Ontology annotation, molecular function: oxidoreductase activity. The record is from RefSeq and is a predicted model, not a curated record.
UACGACAAGUUAUUGGAAAUGGAAAUGUUCAAGGAGCUGGAAUAACAAUAAUGAUGUGAUUAUGUGGGGUUGUACACGCAUGAGUGUGUGUGUGGAUGCCGGCAUCAGACGUGAGCAAAGUCUGCGAUUCAGCAUACAGCGCCACUGUGCAGGCUGCAGCGCACAUCAGUGAGCCUUGAAGAGGCGCGGAGACGCAAACCACCAACACCAAGAACCAGCCGGGUUCCGACAUGGCACAAGAAGGACCAGAUAUGACGGAGGAAACCGAGUGCAUGAUAGACAGAGACGUUGCGAAGAAGCUGGGAGGCGUAGAAUCUUCCGGGAAUGUUAAAGAGAUGCGGGCGGUGGUGUUGUCAGGCUUUGGGGGGCUCAACAAACUCCGUGUGACAAAGAAGCCAAUGCCAGAGCCUCAGCGUGGUGAAGUGAAGAUCCGCGUUAAAGCAUGUGGUUUAAAUUUCCUGGAUUUGAUGGUACGGCAGGGAACUAUUGACUGUCCUCCCAAACCACCGCUUAUUCCCGGCUUUGAAUGCUGCGGAAUUGUGGAGUCCGUGGGUGAAACUACAAAGAGAUUUGAGAUCGGUGAUAGAGUCAUGGCAUUUGUCAACUACAAUGCCUGGGCAGAAGUUGUCUGCGCACCAGAGGAGUUUGUGUACAAAUUGCCAGAAGAAAUGACUUUUGCAGAGGCCGCAGCAUUCGCUCUGAACUUUGUCGCUGCCUACAUGAUGCUCUUUGAGGUGGCCAACCUCCGAGAGGGAAUGUCAGUGCUGGUGCACUCAGCUGGAGGCGCUGUUGGCCAAGCUGUGACUCAGCUGUGCUCCACGCUACCUAAUGUCACUGUCUUUGGGGUCGCUUCAAGUUUCAAACACGCCGCCAUCAGAGACUCUGUGACUCAUCUCUUUGACAGAAAUGCUGAUUACAUACAAGAAGUCAAAAAGAUAUCUCCAGAGGGAGUAGACAUUGUGUUGGACUGUCUUUGUGGGGAAAACACAGGCAAAGGCCUCAGUCUGCUGAAGCCAUUGGGAACGUACAUCCUCUAUGGCGCAUCAAACAUGGUAACUGGGGAGACAAAGAGUUUCUUCAGCUUUGCAAAAUCUUGGUGGCAGGUGGAGAAGGUGAACCCUAUUAAACUGUACGAGGAAAACAAAGUCAUAGCAGGAUUCUCGCUCCUCAACCUCCUCUUCAAGCAGGGAAGAUCCUGUCUGGUGAAAUCAGUGAUGGACAAACUUUUGUGUCUCUACAACCAAAGAAAGAUAAAGCCAGUGGUGGACUCACUGUGGGCUUUGGAGGAGGUUAAAGAGGCCAUGCAGAGAAUUCAUGACAGAGGAAAUAUUGGAAAACUCAUUCUGGAUGUCGAGAAGUCGCCUACUCCCUUGAUGGCCAGUGACAGUACUGAGACCAGUGAAGCGGGAGAGGAGGAAGAGGAGCCUGAGGGAGACAAUGACAGCAAAGAGCGCAUGCCUUUUAUCCAUUAGGCCAGACGUGACAUGCUAUGAGGUUCACCUUGUAGAGUCCCGGUGGCAGAGUACAGUCUGUGUGCAUGUCAUGUACUUUUGUAAGUAUUCAUGUUGUUUGUUGUUACUUGCACAUUUUGACUUGUAUGAAGUACAUUGUUACAUGAAGAAAUAUCAUGUUUUUGUUCCACAAUCAUUUGAAACUGUGCUACAUCUAGUGAGACAAUUAUUACCUCAGUUCAUAGUGACUUCAUAUGCGAUUAGGCCCAUUAACCUGCUGUAAUCAUAGACGCUCAACUGCAUAACAAAAAUGUUAAAUGCUCCCUGUUCUUGAUGAUGACCGAUGCCAUGUGUCACAUUUCUUGUCCCAAAAAAUGCAUAAUGCAUUGAGAAAGUGAACGCAUGCUUGUAAUUGGUAGGCAACCUUAGGUGCCAAUCCUGGUAUGUUAUGUGACACAUUGUGCCUUUAAGUGCUUGAUACUUGAAACGUUUUCCCUGUUAACAUUAGUCCAGUGCUUCUCAAAUAGUGGGGGGGGAGGGCGAGAGAAGCAGGAAGGACUUUCAGUAUUAGAGUAAACCUGCCAACAUUUAUGAAUUUGUCGUACUCUGCAUGCAUUUGACUCGUGAAUACGCUCGUAUGCUUCACCGCUAUCCAUUUUGUUGCAUUUCGCUGGUUUCAAUUUGAAGUUCAGUCCGUACAGUGCAGAUAAAUAAUGAGAUAUUAUCCAUUUCCUGCGAUUGGCUGGCGACCGGUCCAGGGUGUACCCCGCCUCUCGCCCCAAAGUCAGCCGGGAUAGGCUCCAGCAUACCCUCGCGACCCUAGUGAGGACAAACGGAAUAGAAAAUGGAUGGAUUAGCAGUUUCUCAAUAGUGUUUCAAAUCGGGGGGUAGGGGUGCAAAAACAUGUCCGUCCCCCAGUGGGGGCAUGACAGAAAAUAAUAGAGAACCGCUGCAUUAGGCUAACAGUGAACAAACCAUCAAAAGAGAUAUUUAUUCAUAAAACAUGAAGAAAUGACCCUUAACAAAAUGUGUUAUAUUUGUUUCCAAGUAUGACAAUCUUUCUUUGUCACGAUGGCUUUAGCACAGGGGUGUCCAUUUGUGGAAAAUUUACAAGAAGAAAGUUGAAAUUGUUGGAAAAUUAAAAACAAAAACCCAACAACAGCCGAAAUGGAAAAAACAGCUGUAAUUUUGCAAGAAUAGAGUCAAAAUGUAAACAGAAAAAUUAAACAUUUUGCAAGAGUAAACUUGUAAUAUUAUGAGCAAAAACGACGUCAUUUUUGUAGCAUAGAGUAGAAAUAUUAAAGAAAAAAUAUGUAUUUUUUAAAAGUUGUAACAUCAUGAGAAACAAACAAUGCAAAAAGUUCUAUUUUUUGGAAUAUUAGGUUGGGGAUAAAGUUACAACAUUAUGGGAAUAAAGUCAUAAGUCAAUAAGUCAUAAUAUUAUACAUAUUAUUAUACAAAAAGAAAAUUGAUGACGAUUACAGCAAAAAUGGAGGAAAAAAGAGCAAGAGACCGAAGUUCAUACUAAUAAUAUGCUUUUUCACCUAUAUCACAAAGCUGAGAUGCAGUUUGUUCUUAAAAUAUACAGUCAUGGGAAAAAUGAUUAGACCACCCUUGUUUCUUCAGUUUCGUGUUCAUUUUAAUGCCUGAUACAACUAAAGGUACUUUUGUUUGGACAAAUAUAACAAUGACAACAAAAAUAGCUCAUUAGAGUUACAUUUUUUGGCAGUACAAUGCUGUACUGUAGCUAUUAAGUUAAGUGAUUUUGGUUUUUAGCAAGAAAAACAUGGAAGUUGCUAGAUAUCAGCUCUUAAAUUCAACUCUUAUGAGGUAUAUUUGUUAUCAUCAUUAUAUUUGUCCAAACAAAUGUACCUUUAGUUGUACCAGGCAUUAAAAUGGAUCAAUAAACUGAAGAAACAAGGGUGGCCUAAUCAUUUUUCCCAUGACUGUACAUACCCUAUUAAGCAUAUCUACAGUACAUGUGGCUUACAAAAUAUCAAAGUGGCCUUUUCCAUCCUUUCAUUUUUCGGUACGUGGCCCUCGGUGAAAAAGGUUUGGACGCCCCUGCUCUAGCAGGACUUAAUCUGAGUUUGAAAGGUAAAGUUUCUAAUCCACUUCAGUACAAACAUGACAAAUGGGAACAAAUCAGAAUGUGCGAAGAGGAGAAGGAUGAUUUCAUCAGUCAGACUGCCAAUUGGGAAAACUUUUUUUGACCUGUCUGAGCAAAGUUACUGUAUUUACUGUACUUGCCAGUGCCUGAAAACAAGCGUGGCCUGAUAGAUUCGCUAUUUUCAGAAUGAACAUCUUUGCACUUAGAUGUCAAAUAGAAAUGCUGGACUGUCUGUACUACACCCUGAUGUCUUAUUCAGAUGAGGUAUGUCAUUUUGUAAUUUGACAUAACUAUCUUAAGACAUUUUCUUACCUGUCAACACCUUCAAAAUGAUCACGUCAUUAAAACCAGCUAACACCGAAAGGAAUAUUGAUUAUUAUGAAGAUUUAAUAGUAUAUUAUGUAGACACUUCAAAUUCAUAUCAGUACUGCAUAGAAAUGCUUUACAUACUGUAUGUGUGUGUGUCAGAGAGCAGGAAAAAGUGCAUGUUUAUGUUUGUGUGCAUAUAUUUGUGCUAGGGAUGCUCUGAUCAGUCUUUUAUUCUGUCGAUUUCGAUCAUCCAGGACUUAAAUCGGCCGAUGCCAAUCACAUGCAUGAAUUAUACAUUUUUCAGUUUAUCUAUGAUGAGUGCUAUUGGCCAGGCUUGCAGUGUAAAGGGGAAAAGUCAGGACAAUUCCAAGUUCCCUUGGCUGCCAGGCCGCCCAAAAAAUAGGUAAUUACUAAUAAAAUUAGUAAUUCAUUAAUGGAGGCUGAACGAUCGGAGCAUCCCUAGUUUGUGCUAAUGUGUUACUCAUAUUGUGUUGACGAAAAGGAAAACAGAAUUUGGUUUUGGGUUUGCUUUUUGGAUACAUCCGUGGCCACUAUUUUAGUCUCUCAUUGUCCACUUUGCUUACAUGAAUAAAUUGAUCAGCAAAGCAAUGAGGCAAUGAAUUUG